AUGAGAUUCUUAGUUGUAUUACUUAUAGCUUCCUUGUUCGUAGACAAAGCUGAUUCGGAAUUGUCUUUCAUUUCAAGGCAUAACUUGUAUCCAUGUGCUUCAUAUUCGCUUAGAGUUCGCUCCAAGAAAUAUAGCCAUCCCUACCCCCUCACGUCAAUCCCACGAGCCUCUUAUCCAUUCUCAUUCGAUCACGACGGGGGGGGGAGCAAGUCAAACUAG
Linum tenue is the source of this 219-nucleotide messenger RNA. The record is from the annotation of a GenBank genome assembly. Lineage: Eukaryota; Viridiplantae; Streptophyta; Magnoliopsida; Malpighiales; Linaceae.